UUGGUGGUUGGUUAGAACUUUGUGAAUAUGAAUUGUGCCAAAAUUGUGGUCCCAUAUUGGAAAGUUUGUUAUCUGCUCGUAAAAAAAUGCUCAUCUCGGAAGGAAGAAAUCCUGAUGUUGCUCAGAUUCUUGGAAGAUUAAUGAAUGCUACUCAAUGUUUUGAUGAUAUUUAUCAUAAAACUAAAGAAAUUCCAAUUGGCUCAUGGGCCGGAAAAAAUUAA
Molecule: messenger RNA, 221 nt
Organism: Scutellospora calospora
Lineage: Eukaryota; Fungi; Glomeromycota; Glomeromycetes; Diversisporales; Gigasporaceae
Source: the annotation of a GenBank genome assembly